Messenger RNA from Phycodurus eques (leafy seadragon), 817 nucleotides. Its product is annotated as histone H4. Lineage: Eukaryota; Metazoa; Chordata; Actinopteri; Syngnathiformes; Syngnathidae. The transcript has a single exon. Gene Ontology annotation, cellular component: nucleosome. The record is from RefSeq and is a predicted model, not a curated record. Gene Ontology annotation, molecular function: DNA binding; protein heterodimerization activity; structural constituent of chromatin. The coding region runs from base 13 to 324 and encodes 103 amino acids. Gene Ontology annotation, biological process: nucleosome assembly.
ACCGUGCUAAAUAUGUCAGGUCGCGGCAAGGGAGGCAAAGGUUUGGGGAAAGGAGGCGCCAAGCGUCACCGCAAAGUCCUCCGCGACAACAUCCAGGGCAUCACCAAGCCCGCCAUCCGCCGCCUGGCUCGCCGCGGCGGCGUCAAGCGCAUCUCGGGCCUCAUCUACGAGGAGACCCGCGGCGUGCUCAAGGUCUUCCUGGAGAACGUCAUCCGCGACGCCGUCACCUACACCGAGCACGCCAAGAGGAAGACCGUCACCGCCAUGGAUGUGGUCUACGCCCUCAAGCGGCAAGGACGCACACUCUACGGCUUCGGCGGUUAAACCGUCAUUCGGUUUCAACACAACGGCAACCAAAAGGCCCUUUUAAGGGCCACACACGCAUUUCUACUAUGAGCUAAUAUCCUAUUAGUGGUUGUGAGAAAUGUCCAAGUUCAUUUUGAUCGCGAAUAUUCACAACCUGCUUGAGGGUACCGUCAAACAUAAGCAGUUUCAUGACACUAAUAAUGAAGCUCAAAUUACAAAUGCUGUUUUGUAUUAAAUUGGGGGUUUUGAAAUAAUACAGUUGCGGUUCAGUCACAACUGUAUUAUUGUGUUCUUUAAUAUCAAGCAUCAAAAGUGCUCGAACCACCUUAAAACAAAUUAAUGUUGUGCAGAGUCCAGGCAUUGUCUCAAGAAUGAUUUUGAAGUGUUGUCCAGAUCUUUAAAACGUACAUGGACAAAUGCUAAAGUAUGGUUUGGAAAAUUUGACUGGUUGCAAUGAAAUGUUUAACUGACUUGGUUUGUUUUUAGAGGUUAUUUUUCUUUUCAGAUUACA